This is a messenger RNA of Dentiscutata erythropus, 340 nucleotides long. NCBI's taxonomy places the organism in Eukaryota, Fungi, Glomeromycota, Glomeromycetes, Diversisporales, Gigasporaceae. The record is from the annotation of a GenBank genome assembly.
ACCUUCAUUCAUUGCACUUAUAAUGAAUUUGACGGAAGAAGAUUUAAUUUUCAUGGAGAAAUGUUUUCAGAGACCAAUUUUAGAAUUCGAAAAAUUGAUAAGUUUCUCGGGAACUCCAACUGUUGUUUGGCGUCGAACUGGAGAAAUUGCAUUGGUCAUGGAUAAUCAAUCUGCGGUAGAAUAUUGGGAAAAAUUUGCUUGUCACGCUUUUAAUAAUUCAAGACAAUCGGUUAUGACUACAUGCAUUUUGAUUCGACCUUCCGGAAUUCCAGUUCCAUGUGCAUUUUGUUUUACUAUUAAACGCGAUAUAUUUGAUAUUCCAUUGGCUAUUGUGGGAAAU